AUGGCGCCGAGCAAGCUGAGGGCGGCGCUGGGCGCUGUCAAGGACAGGACGAGCGUCGGGCUCGCGAGGGUGGGGGGCGCCGACGAGGUGGCCGCGGACCUCGCCGUGGCGAUUGUCAAGGCGACGGCGCACGGGGAGAGCGCGCCGGCCGACGACCGCCACGCCGAGGAGAUCAUCACGCUGACGUGCUACUCCCGGGCGCGCGUGGCGGCCUGCGUCGAGGCGGUAUCGCGCCGGCUCGGGCGGACGCGGGCGUGGGCCGUGGCGGUCAAGGCGCUGGCGCUGGUGCACCACCUUCUCGCCGACGGCGACCCGGCUUACGAGCAGGAGGUGUUCCUCGCCACACGCCGCGGCAGGCGCCUGCUCGACGUGUCGUCCCGCUUCCCCCACCGGUCGUCGCGCUCCCGUGCGCGCGACUUCUACGCGUUCGUGCGCGCCUACGCCGCCUACCUCGACGACAGGCUCAAGCACCGGAUGAAGGGCCGCGGGGGAACCGUAGCCAGCCAUGGCCGAUGGUGCCUCGAGGGUCGCCGCGACGGCUUCCCCGAAACCGGUGGGAGGUAUGAAGUGGGCGAAGUGGUGCCCGACGUCUGGGCGGUAGUGCCGAGGGAGCCACCGGCGACGGAGACGACGGCUGAGGAGCUCAUCGCCAAGGCGCAGCAUCUGAAGCACAUCCUAGACCGGUUCAUCGCGUGCCGGCCGACGGGGAAGGCGAGGACGAACCAGGUGGUGACGGCGGCGCUGCACAGACUGGUGAAGGAGAGCGCGGCGAUGUACAGCGAACUCACCGGUGUGAUGUCCGUGCUCAUCGACCGCUUCGCCAUGCUGGAAACCCCAGCUUGCGUUCGCGUACACUCCAUCUUCACCAGCGUCGCGACGCUGCUCGACGAGCUCGACGACUUCUACUCGUGGUGUAGAUUCGCCGCCAUCUGCCCCUCGUCCGAGAUCCCCGACGUCGAGCACGUCGCGCAGAAGAAGCUGGACCUCAUGGACAAGUUCAUCCGCGACAGGCAAGCGGCGCCGGCGCCGUCCAGCCCUCAUGCUCCCAUUGCCAGCAACGGUGGCAUAGACGCAACCAAGCCGCUCCCAGCGCCGGAAGUGAAAGGGGCUGAGCCGGCAGGUGCACUCGUCGUGGUCGACGACCACAUGGCCGACUUCUUACACCUCGAUGAAGAAACGACGCCGUUGUCGGCGGAGGAGCAAGAGCGGAAUCCGGCACGGUCACUGUUCGGCGGUGACCCAUUGACGCCGGCGAAGUGGGAGGCGUUCGACGACGAUCCAUCUGAUGACUGGGAGACAGCGCGCGUGCAGUCGGCUAGCAGGUUCGCCACCCAGCAGCUGAGCGCGAUGCAGCCGCCUCAUUGUGCGACGACGGUGCUUGCACUGCCACCACCGCCUGGAGCCACCGCCAGCCAAGCAACGGACCCGUUCGCGGCGUCGCUGGCCGUGCCUCCGCCGACGUACGUUCAGAUGAUGGACAUGCAGGCGAGGCAGCGGCUUCUCGCAAACGAGCAGAUGAUGUGGCAGCAGUUUGAGAGGCAACAGCUGGCAGCCUGGAAUUACAGCACGCCCUUUUAA
Oryza brachyantha (malo sina) is the source of this 1578-nucleotide messenger RNA. Its product is annotated as putative clathrin assembly protein At4g02650. Lineage: Eukaryota; Viridiplantae; Streptophyta; Magnoliopsida; Poales; Poaceae. The record is from RefSeq and is a predicted model, not a curated record. The transcript has a single exon. Gene Ontology annotation, molecular function: SNARE binding; clathrin heavy chain binding; phosphatidylinositol-4,5-bisphosphate binding. Gene Ontology annotation, biological process: clathrin-dependent endocytosis; vesicle budding from membrane; clathrin coat assembly. Bases 1 to 1578 code for a protein of 525 amino acids. Gene Ontology annotation, cellular component: clathrin-coated vesicle; clathrin-coated pit.